CUCCGAAGCCCCUGGGAGCCGCGCCCCAGUAUUUUCUUCUCGAAGGUCACUCCGUUUUCCUCCAGGCUCGGGCGCCCCGGAACCCCGGGGGCUGCUAAGCUGAGGGGGCGCCCGAGCUGCGAGAAUCCGGGCUGCCCGCGAGACGAGGAGCGGGCACCCAGGAUGGGGUGCAUGAAGUCCAAGUUCCUCCGGUCAGGAGGCAAGGUCUCAAAAACUGAGCCCAGUUCCACCCAGCAGAGCCCCACGUACGUGCCGGAUCCCACGUCCUCGGGCAAGCGGGGGUUUAACAGCAACAGCAAACUGCCAGGGUCCUCAGAGGCAGGUGCUGAGGACUUUGUUGUGGUUGCCCUGUAUGAUUAUGAAGCCAUUCACCGUGAAGACCUCAGCUUCCAGAAGGGGGACCAGAUGGUGGUCCUGGAAGAGUCUGGGGAAUGGUGGAGGGCUCGAUCCCUGGUCACCCAGAAAGAAGGCUAUAUCCCGAGCAAUUAUGUCGCCCGCGUUAACUCUCUGGAGACAGAAGAGUGGUUCUUCAAGGGCAUCAGCCGCAAGGAUGCAGAGCGUCAGCUCCUGGCCCCCGGCAACAUGCUGGGCUCCUUCAUGAUCCGAGACAGUGAGACCACCAAAGGCAGCUACUCUUUGUCCAUACGAGACUACGACCCCCAGCACGGGGAUGCGGUGAAGCAUUACAAGAUCCGGACCCUGGAUGGCGGGGGCUUCUACAUAUCCCCACGGAGCACCUUCAGCACCCUGCACGAGUUGGUGGCCCACUACAAGAAGGGGAAAGAUGGGCUCUGCCAGAAGCUGACAGUACCCUGCGUGUCCUCCAAGCCCCAGAAGCCAUGGGAGAAAGAUGCCUGGGAGAUCCCCCGGGAGUCCCUCAAGUUGGAGAAGAAACUUGGAGCUGGCCAGUUUGGGGAAGUCUGGAUGGCCACCUACAACAAGCACACCAAGGUGGCUGUAAAGACGAUGAAGCCAGGGAGCAUGUCAGUGGAGGCCUUUCUGGCAGAGGCCAACGUGAUGAAGACUCUGCAGCAUGACAAGCUGGUGAAGCUGCACGCAGUGGUGACAGAGGAGCCCAUCUACAUCAUCACGGAGUUCAUGGCAAAAGGCAGCCUGCUGGACUUUUUGAAAAGUGAAGAAGGCAGCAAGCAGCCCUUGCCCAAACUCAUCGACUUCUCAGCCCAGGACUGGCCCCAGGCUGGGCCGAGCCUGAGGAUAUGGGUGUCUCUGUUUUGGGGGGAGAUUGCAGAAGGCAUGGCGUUCAUCGAGCAGAGGAACUACAUUCAUCGAGACCUUCGAGCCGCCAAUAUCUUGGUCUCUGCAUCCCUGGUGUGUAAGAUUGCCGACUUCGGCCUGGCACGGGUUAUUGAGGACAAUGAGUACACGGCUCGCGAAGGGGCCAAGUUCCCCAUCAAGUGGACAGCUCCUGAAGCCAUCAAUUUUGGCUCCUUCACCAUCAAGUCAGAUGUCUGGUCCUUUGGUAUCUUGCUGACAGAGAUUGUCACCUACGGCCGGAUCCCUUACCCAGGGAUGUCGAACCCUGAGGUGAUCCGGGCACUGGAGCAUGGAUACCGGAUGCCUCGACCAGAGCACUGUCCUGAGGAGCUCUACAACAUCAUGACACGCUGCUGGAAGAACCGCCCAGAGGAGAGGCCCACUUUUGAAUAUAUCCAGAGUGUGCUGGAUGACUUCUACACGGCCACCGAGAGCCAGUACCAACAGCAGCCGUGAGGGGGCAGGGCCAGAACAGGACCAGGGGCAGAGUGGUGACUGGGGGCGUGGCUCCAGCACAGUCUGCCGCUGCCCAUUCACCCUUCCCACGCCCAAACACCCACUCCCUUUGAAGCCACAGUUUCUUCAUCUGUCAAGUGGGUGAGUUGAACUGGACAAUCUCUUUUUAACUCUAGAAAUGCAUAAUCUGCGAUUCCCAGGAGACCCUAAGCUGAUAUUGCUAUUGCCGGGGACAGUUGGAUGUCAGUCACAGCUAUGGUUUGGAGGGGAAACGUCAAAAAUAAUAAAACAAGUAUUUAAAUA
Messenger RNA from Loxodonta africana (African savanna elephant), 2034 nucleotides. It is a transcript of the gene HCK, whose product is annotated as HCK proto-oncogene, Src family tyrosine kinase. The transcript has 13 exons. Gene Ontology annotation, cellular component: extrinsic component of cytoplasmic side of plasma membrane. NCBI's taxonomy places the organism in Eukaryota, Metazoa, Chordata, Mammalia, Proboscidea, Elephantidae. The record is from RefSeq and is a predicted model, not a curated record. The coding region runs from base 163 to 1731 and encodes 522 amino acids. Gene Ontology annotation, molecular function: ATP binding; signaling receptor binding; non-membrane spanning protein tyrosine kinase activity. Gene Ontology annotation, biological process: cell surface receptor protein tyrosine kinase signaling pathway; cell differentiation; protein phosphorylation.